Microthlaspi erraticum is the source of this 1689-nucleotide messenger RNA. NCBI's taxonomy places the organism in Eukaryota, Viridiplantae, Streptophyta, Magnoliopsida, Brassicales, Brassicaceae. The record is from the annotation of a GenBank genome assembly.
AUGUCUACUUUCAUAGAUUCUGAGCUUAGUUAUGGCUUGAACGGGGCAAUUGUUUUAGAACCUGGGAAUCCAUCAUUGACAAAGAAGCUAGCUCUUGCCGAAGGAAGUCCAUGGAAAAUGUCAAAUAAACAGAAGAAAGAACCUCCGCCUAAGAAGCGGAAAGUUGAUCCACCUCCAGUUCCAAUCGGAGGUCCAAAGCCUUCGUUCAGACCAGGGGUUUCAGCCUCUACUGUGAAAAAUAGGCUAUCGGCUUCCCCGGGACUAUCUCCUUCAUAUGGGAUUGGGAAUGUUACUAAAACUCAUUCUGCUAACGAGAAUGUCAAACAAGUGCAGACAAAGGACAGAGAUAACGUGCUUGCUAGCGGAAAAAACCCAUCAACCUGGGAAAAUAAUGCGUUAAGGGACACAAGUGGGGGUCAAGCAACCAACGUUGAUAAAGAAGUUGAUUUGCAGGCAUUGCUGGUUGAUCUCCUCAAAGAGGCUCCAAUGAGCUUGAAGACCUUAGAGAAAGCUGUUGGAGACAAAAUUCCUAAUUCCGCAAAGAAGAUUGAACCAAUUUUGAAAAAAAUUGCAAAUUUCCAAGCUCCAAGAUAUUUCUUAAAACCAGGAGCAGAGUGGGAAAGCUAUAAAAAGCAUUCACCUGAUAGCGGAAGAUGGCUUCCGAUUGAAAUGUUGCACGAGAGAGAAGAUAGUCCAAAGAGCUUUGCAUUGGGGCUACACGCACCUGGAUUCUUUGACAAGGUGUUAAAUGUCGAUAAGUGCUUAUUACAGAGCGAGCCAGGAAACAUGGUUCUUGCUGCUGUUCAAGAAUGCUGGAGAGAUCCUCAACUAAGUCUUUCGCCAUAUAAUGCUCGUUCACAUGCCGGGUUUCUUAAACAUUUGAUGCUGAGAACUGGAAGGAAUGUGGAGACUGGCUCACAAGAACUUAUGGUGAAUUUUGUGACAUCGUCUUAUAAGCCAGAGCUGUUGAAGCCUCUGGUUGAUAGAAUUACAUCAAUUCCUCAAGUGGUAAGCGUAGUGAAUAAUGUAAACACGUCCGUUGGAAAUACAUCUGUUGGAGAAGAAGAAUAUACUCUUUACGGGAAAGUUACAAUCUCAGAGGUCUUAAGAGGACUUACAUUUCAAAUCUCUGCCAACUCUUUUUUUCAGACUAACACUCAUCAGGCUGAAGUUUUAUAUAAGCUUAUUGAGGAAUGUGCUGGACUUAAGGGAGAUGGCUCAGAAGUCGUUCUCGAUCUUUUCUGUGGGACUGGAACCAUAGGUCUUACACUUGCCAGAAGGGCGAAGCAUGUGUAUGGUUAUGAAGUAGUUCCACAAGCAAUAACAGAUGCUCACAAGAAUGCUCAAAUAAACGGCAUAGAGAAUGCUACAUUCAUCCAAGGGGAUCUAAACAAGAUAGGAGAGGAUUUUGGGAGCAAUUUCCCUGAGCCUGACAUUGUUAUCUCUGAUCCUAAUCGACCUGGUAUGCACAUGAAGUUGAUCAAGUUUCUGCUAAAGCUUAAAUCUCCACGGAUCAUAUAUGUUUCGUGUAAUCCUGCAACCUGCGCUAGGGAUCUUGAUUAUCUUUGUCAUGGCGUGGAGGAGAAGAAUAUAAAGGGUUGCUACAGAUUGAUGAGUGUUCAGCCAGUGGAUAUGUUCCCUCACACUCCUCACAUUGAAUGUGUUUGCUUGCUUGAACUUUGUUGUUAA